Amoebophrya sp. A25 is the source of this 1003-nucleotide messenger RNA. The record is from the annotation of a GenBank genome assembly. Lineage: Eukaryota; Dinophyceae; Syndiniales; Amoebophryaceae.
AUGGAAAGUGCUUGUGCCAGUAGUCUGGUGAGUAACUUUAGCAGGAGUUGUGGUACUAGUUGUUCCAAUAGUUCUUCUUCUUCUCGUAGAAGUAUUAGUAUUAAAGGACAGGCAGGUGCAGGAGUAGAGCCAAACUGCUACCGCAUCGCCUACGAUCAAGUGACGCGCAGUCACAAAAUUGGAGUGGGAGUCCAGCGAGCUCAGAUAAACAAAGACGUUAUGGCCGUGUUUCUCCGAGGUCGAGAGUAGAGUGGCCUUCAUAUUGCGUUUGAAGUCCUCGUUAUGUGAGCAUGUAGGGAAACACUGAUCACGUAACUGCACUUAUGUAGUUAUUCUACUCUUUGUAAGUAGAAAAUGAUGCGGACUCUUUGUAAGUGGAAGAUAAUUAAUAUGGUAAGUAAUGUAUGUAUUUUUUCAAUGUAUGAUCCAUCGACGUCACGAUCAGGAAUAUAAAUGAUUAGCGAGUGCGAGUGCAGGAAGGGGGAAACACGUCAAGCACCAUGUUCAUUCUUGACCUCUCUCGGAUCUUAUAUUCUUUCGGUGCGGGCAAUCUACUGAGUUCGAGCAGAAAAGCCGCAGAUUCCUAGAAGUGCCUCUUCGAUUUUCGUCUAAAAUAAGACCUACACCAGUCAGGAGGACAUCCACAGUAGCUGUUGCGAACGAUCGGGAUAGAAGUUGGCUGAAUUACCGCAACAAGGCGCCAUUAUUCGAGGCGCCCCCGUCGACGUCAGUUACAUCUGCAGGGGCGCACGGGUUCGAAGAUGCAUACAGCAAGGGGUAGAUGCGGAGCGCGUCUUGUUCCGAUGCUUCCUCAAUUAGUGCACCCGUGGUCUCAGGAGGCUGAUGCACUCCACCUGCCGCCCGUUUGCGAACAGGAUAAAACUGAGGCUACUCUCCUAGCAGCCCCGCGAUACAAAAAAAGUAGCGGCCUGGCUUGUUAGUCUGAAUCUUAGAUCCACCUUAUCCACGUCAGUGAAGGUGAACGCUGCGUCUGAAGAGCGAU